CGACAUAAACUGCUCAGCGGCAGACAGGUUUUUGUCAACAUGCCGGAACAUUUCCACCUAAACACACCUCUCCUGGAGAGUGUCAGCAUGUCUAAGCUGCUGGGGUCCACAGUUUAUUUGAAGAUGGAGAACUCCCAGCCCUCCGGUUCCUUUAAGAUCCGGGGUAUCGGACACCUGUGCCAGCAGCUCGCCAGGCGGUCCAAAGGUAUCGUCUGUUCUUCAGGCGGGAAUGCAGGUUUGGCUGCUGCUUAUGUCGCUAGGAAAAUGGGUGUUCCUGCCACCAUUGUGGUUCCUUCGUCGUCUCCUCAGCUGGUGGUCCAGAGGCUCCAGGAUCAGGGGGCUACAGUCAGGAUUAGUGGAAAGGUUUGGGACAACGCCAACGCAGAAGCUCUCAGAUUGGCAGAAACUGAAGGCCUGACCUUUGUUCCUCCUUUCGAUCACCCCUUGCUCUGGGAAGGCCAUGCCACUCUGAUCUCUGAGAUUUCGGCCUCUCUGGGCUCUGGAGUGAAGCCGGGUGCCGUUCUGCUGUCUGUGGGAGGCGGGGGACUCCUGUGCGGGGUCAUCCAGGGUCUGAAGGAUGUUGGCUGGAUUGACGUACCAGUCAUCGCCAUGGAAACAGUGGGGGCUGACUGUUUCAACGCUGCAGUAAAGGCAGGGAAGGUGGUGACUUUGGAGGAUAUCACCAGCGAGGCAAAAUGUCUCGGAGCAAAAACAGUUUGUCAGCGAGCCUUCGACUACAGCCAGGGCGGCGAGGUGACAAUCAUAUCGGAGCUGGUGACCGAUCAGCAGGCUCUGCACGCCGUCCAAACCUUCCUAGACGAGGAGCGCGUGUUGGUGGAGAUGGCCUGUGGAGCGUCUUUAGCAGCCGUUUACAGCAGACUCAUACCCAGACUACAGGAUGAAGGUCGGCUGCCGGCUCUACAGGGCCCCCUGCUGGUGAUCGUGUGCGGCGGCAGCAGCGUCAACGUGGAGCAGCUGAGCGUCCUGAAACAGAAACUGCAGUGUUAAAACACCUGUACAGCUGCUCCAGCAGCCAGAUGAUCAGGAGGUGAUUGAUCUCCCUGCAGCCGCGCUCCAUCCUCUGGUGGAUGAGAUCUGAGCAGCUAAUGGACGAGCCGGUCCAUUUC
This is a messenger RNA of Nematolebias whitei (Rio pearlfish), 1127 nucleotides long. It is a transcript of the gene sdsl, whose product is annotated as serine dehydratase-like. Lineage: Eukaryota; Metazoa; Chordata; Actinopteri; Cyprinodontiformes; Rivulidae. Gene Ontology annotation, molecular function: pyridoxal phosphate binding; L-serine ammonia-lyase activity; threonine deaminase activity. Gene Ontology annotation, biological process: L-serine catabolic process; L-threonine catabolic process. The record is from RefSeq and is a predicted model, not a curated record. Bases 40 to 1008 code for a protein of 322 amino acids. The transcript is spliced from 10 exons.